CAGACACAGUCUCUGUACCUGUGCUAGAAAAAGGCGGGGUCUGGUGCGGCAGGUGCGGUUUUUGUCUCUUCUGCUUCUCGCGCGCUUGCGUGGCUUUUACGCGUCUGAGGCUCCGGAUGGAAAGGAGUUAUUUACUAAAAACCAGCCCAGUGACGGAGAAGAAACGGGGUCUUAAAAGUCACGCGUUGUGGUUUCACUUAACUUAAAGCGUUCUUAAACAGAAGAAACUCAACGAACCUGAUUCCGCAGUUCCUGUUUUGUGGGCGAGGUUAAGUUGAACAGCCGGUCGCACCAGCGCGCGCUCACUAUUACAAACGGAUUUCCAUUCAGCUUUCUUGCUCUUGCAUUUUCUUCUUGAGGUUCAUCAUGAGGUACCUGUCUGUGGGGCUAGGCGUAGCGGUGAUGGCCAUGCUGGGCCUAGUGGGCUUCGUUCUCUCAAGGAGGAACGUGGUGCUCCAACUGAACAAGACCUCCUAUUUCGAGAGCGUUAAGCACAAAGUAUCCAGUGACAUGCUGAAGGAGGUCAAGACCAAUAUGGCUGAGGCCAACAUUAGGCUGGAACGAACCAAGAAAGAGGUUGCUGACCUUACAACAGCACUCAAAACGGCUCAGGAGGCUGCAGUUGUGAAAAAAGCUGAGAUGAACAAAUGCAACGAUGAGAGGAAUGAGAUCAAGACUACAAUCGGUGCUCUAGAAGCAGAGAAAAACAAAAUGGAGGCUGAGUUUCAGCAGAAGAAGGCCAGUUUGAAGGAGCAAGUAGACAACCUCAAAAUAGAAGCUGAGAAACGCAGCAAAGUGUGUGACUACAUCAUCAAGACCUCCGUUGAUGGAAUGAAACUAUGUGGUAUUGUGCCUGUUCUACAAGCGGAGGUAAAACCGGAAACAAAACAGCGUUAAACAGCCUAAAAAGAGGCAGAGGCAGGAGCUCCUGAUACAUGUCAAGAAGUUGAAGCUUUGAGGGCAGAGAAGACAAACUUGAGGCAAAUCAUAAAGCUAAAAAGUGAAAAUACAAGACCUCAUUAUUUAUAGCAAAAGAAAUACAAAGUUAUACUUGUGUAGCUUUUUGUUUUCUGUUUUCUUGGUCAUUAAGUGCAUUGAUAUGUCUUCUGCUUUUGUUGUGUUUUGAUGGCACAUUUCUGAUGUGUGAGCUUCUUUUUUGUCAGUUCAGAAGCCAGAUUUUGCAUUUGCAUUUUAUGUUUUAAGUUAUACAUCACAGUAAAAGGAUUAAUACCCAUUGUCAACCUAUUUUCUGUGAGGUCCUGCAUAUAAGUGUUGAAGAAAUUUAAAUUCUAGCGAUUAUCUACAUCGCAUAAUGACUGAUUUGACGUUAGAGAAAAAAUUAGCUCCUAUAUGGUUGCUCCAACUGAAUUUGCACUGAAUUGGUUUUGGGUGAUAUACAUGAUUCAAUACUUUCAAAAACCACUCGCAACGAACAUUUGUCAUGUUUUCAGCUACUAGAACAACCAUUUAAACUUUCAUAUUUAGGUUUUCCAUAUACAUUCUGGAAUAUUUAAUACCAUGAUAAAUCUUAUGACUUAUAAAGUCAUAAUAUGGUAUGCGGAUCUUCUAAAAGAGUUCUAAUAAUAAAAUAAUAAUAAUAAUUUCCGUUUGCAUGCACUAAUUGUGUAUUAUAUGUUUUUAGUCCUGUUAAUGAUUUUAAUCUCAUUUGUUUAAGCCAACAAAUAAGGGGAAGGGAAUAAAAAGGAGUAGGUUAAGACGUGCACCUGUCUUUUUGCUUCCGUGUGUCUCCAGUAAACUGUUGCUUUUUUAUAGUCUUUGCUUUUAUGGGAGUUAUGUGUGUGUUGGUGAUAAUGUGGCAGCUAUAAUAUGAUGCUUCACCUUUAUUGCACUGGGUAUACAUUCUGUAAAUUUGGUGUGUGUGUGUGUGCGUGUGUGUGUGUGUGUGUGUGUGUGUGUGUGCAUGCAUAUCUGCUUAUUUACCAAGUUCCUAUUGUUUCUUUUUGCUUUCCUGAUCUUCUGUUGUAGUUACUUUGCCUCGAUGUACAGUACAGUGUGUGUAUCUGUGUUGUGUUUUGGCUCUCCAUCAGGCUCCAGGAUACACUCUUGGGUGUGUGUGCUGGUUAAUCAACCAAACAAAAUGUUCUGACCUUCUCACUGUCACCCCUCAUCAUCCUCAGCCCAUUACCUCAGUGUAUUCCUAUCUAAAGUGGCACAAACCGAUCAGAAACCACACUGAAACUCACCAGAGCAACAAUAAAGUUCCAAUGGUAUGGUUAAUAAAGUUAAUAAACUUCCUUCUUUCCAUUUGUUGGAAUGUAAUAAAACAAUACAUAUAUUAAAUAUUUGAAACUUGGAAAA
Messenger RNA from Ictalurus furcatus (blue catfish), 2319 nucleotides. RefSeq lists its product as uncharacterized. NCBI's taxonomy places the organism in Eukaryota, Metazoa, Chordata, Actinopteri, Siluriformes, Ictaluridae. The record is from RefSeq and is a predicted model, not a curated record. Bases 367 to 897 code for a protein of 176 amino acids. The transcript has 4 exons.